ACCGUCCACGUGGAACGCCAGCGACUGCCAUAACUACCUGACCUUCUGAACGACUCGCCAGUUCCCGGCAGCUGGCACUGGUUUCCCACAGGUCCCUAUGGCUGUUUCAGAGCGAUGUUGUCAGGUCGACUGGCACUGGUGACUGGUGGCGGCUCCGGCAUCGGCCGGGCCGUCUGCCAGGUGAUGGCUCGAGAGGGCGCCCGCGUCGUGGCCGCUGACCUCAACGAGGCCUCCGCCAAGGAGACGGCCGCGCUGCUGGCGAGCGCCGAGCACGUGGGUGUGCCGCUGGACGUGACGAGCGAGGAGUCGGUGGCGGCCGUGGUGCGCGGCGUGCGGGACCGCUACGGCGCGCCGGCAGACUGCGUCGUCAACAGUGCAGGAAUCAAUGACGACAGUUUUCUCGUCAAUAUGAUUGCGGCGCAGUUCAUGAAAGUGCUGGAUGUAAAUCUCAAAGGAACCUUUCUGGUUACAAAGCUCUCCACAAAUGCAAUGAUUGAUGCUAAAAUCGACGGCUCGGUCGUAAACAUCGCUAGCAUCGUUGGAAAGGUGAGCAGCAUCGGAACGUGCAACUACUCUGCCAGCAAGGCCGGAGUGGAAGCCUUCACGCGGACGGCUGCGAAGGAGCUUGGUCGAAAGGGGAUCCGGUGCAACGCCAUCCUGCCGGGCUUCAUCGACACGCCGAUGGUGGCGGCGAUGCCGGAGAAGGUGAUGAAGCUGCUGGUGCCGCUGAUCGUGCUCGGUCGGCCCGGCCGGCCCGAGGAGGUGGCCGAGCUGGCCGCCUUCCUGGCCUCUGACCGCGCCUCCUACAUGACCGGAGCCAGUGUCGAGGUCACCGGCGGAUACGGAAUAUGACGUCAUGAAUGAUUGUAAUAUUUUAGAAUGAUAAUGUGGUAAUAGUUUUGUCAGAGUGAAUUAUUGAGCAAUCUAGUGAUCCGCGACUGCUCGACUCGCAAGUGAUUGAAAUUGAUAUUUGAAACUUGAAAGGAACUCUUGGAACGGGAAACUUGAAUUGGAAAACCAAGUGGGUAAGUAAACGUUUUGGCACCAGAGCUCAAGCUGCGAGCGCCAGCCGCCGAAUAAUCUUCGAUGAAGCGGGAUCGCCGGACGCAGGGCUUAGGCACAAAUAUAAUGCCUACAAUGACAGCCCCUGCACCCUUCAUCUCAGACCCAUUCGCCACCUAUGGGUCUCGCAGAGAUACCAUCUGCGACAGGAAAAUUGCGACGCUGGCGUCACCACAUCCGUUCCGAGUUUUCCUCGGUCCUGCUCUGCAGGGCAUGGUCUGCCUCUCAGUGCCAACGGUAUGCCACAUUUUCCCGUCUCAAGGAACGCGCAGUGGUUGGCGCGGAAGGUUACACCGACUCCCGUGGUGCUUUGGCCGUUGGAGGCAGUUCGGUUUUAUCGGUGGCUUUCCUGUCUUAUGAGGAUAUUUGAACCCGUUGCUUGUGUCAGGUUUAUACUUGGUCGGUAUUGGUGACAGUUAAGUGUUUCAAAUGAAGCUUGCUUAUCGUUCUAACGUAUUGUUCGCUCUUACGUAUCAUUAAAUGCAAGUUGAUGUAAAAAA
This is a messenger RNA of Amphibalanus amphitrite, 1562 nucleotides long. RefSeq names its product estradiol 17-beta-dehydrogenase 8-like. The coding region runs from base 115 to 852 and encodes 245 amino acids. Gene Ontology annotation, molecular function: oxidoreductase activity, acting on the CH-OH group of donors, NAD or NADP as acceptor. The record is from RefSeq and is a predicted model, not a curated record. The transcript has a single exon. Lineage: Eukaryota; Metazoa; Arthropoda; Thecostraca; Balanomorpha; Balanidae.